Molecule: messenger RNA, 1279 nt
Organism: Centruroides sculpturatus (bark scorpion)
Lineage: Eukaryota; Metazoa; Arthropoda; Arachnida; Scorpiones; Buthidae
Gene: CNMaR
Product: neuropeptides capa receptor-like
Exons: 4
Coding region: 95-1024 (309 amino acids)
Biological process (GO): G protein-coupled receptor signaling pathway
Cellular component (GO): plasma membrane
Molecular function (GO): G protein-coupled receptor activity
Source: RefSeq, a predicted model, not a curated record
CAGUCUCAGUUAUAGAGCCGUGAAAAUUCUGAGCGUGUACUACAUCCCUGUACUUGUGAUAGGAGGUUUUAUCGGGAAUGGUAUCUCCAUAGCCAUGUUCUUCUUUUCCCGUAUACGUUUUCGUCCUUCUAGUUGCUACCUGGGAUAUCUUGCAGUAUCAGAUAUCUGCUUCCUCUUAAUACUCGCCUUUCAAUGGAUUCACGAUUAUUGCUUCGAGAUUAUUAAUUAUUGGAUCGUUUGCAAAGUCAUGGCAUUCUUAACAUCAUCAUUCAGUUGUUGGUCCGUCUGGCUGACUGUCAGUUUCACCAUAGAAAGAUUCGUUGCUGUUAAUUAUCCACUCUGUCACAAGUGCCAUUUUGGCACUAAUAACAGGGCUAAAAUCGUCGUUUCCAUUAUCGGAAUCGUCAGUUUUUUAUUAAAUUCCUACAUCUUUGAAUUUGUAGGGCUGUACGAAUUCGAUAGUCAUCUGAUGUGCGAAGUUUAUUUAACGUAUUUCACUGAAAUGUUCUACAUAAACAUUGUGGAUACGAUCGUUACGCUGAUAUUACCAGUGAUUAUCAUCAGUUACGCCAAUUUUAUGAUAGGACGUUCUUUGUUUGCAUUUUACACAAACUAUCAUCGAGAAUUUGGCAAUUCACCUACAGAAUCUUCCUCGAGAGAUCAAGAUUCCUGCAGAAAACGGAAGAAAGGCACGCCCCAAUCGAUCCAAAUGAACACAGCACGCAUGCUGUUUCUCGUCUCCACCACAUUCCUGAUUUUGAAUCUACCUAGUUACGUCAUGCGAUUGUAUACAUUGUAUCUGGAAUUCACCGACAGCAAGCCAACAGUCAACGUCAUCAUCAUACAGCGUUACACGAUGCUUCCCUACUACAGCAACUUCGCAGUUAAUUUUAUUUUAUACAAUUUAAGUAGUCGUGUGUUCAGACGAUGCGUGUUCAACUAUUUACGCAGAUACUACAAAGUGUUAUUCGAUUGCGGUAGCGAUCAUUCCAAUCUCGAUAAUCCUAACAACAUUGUUCGGUAAUACUUUUAUCUUUCUGGAUGUACGCGUGUAAAUUUAAAUAUACUUCCCUCAAAGUAAAAUACCUAUUUGAAAAGAAAACAAAGAAAUUUAUGCUAAGAAUCUCCUGUACAGAGCCAAAGUUACACUCCAUAUUAAGUGCUCAAUCUAACAAAGUGCCAUUUUGAGAUUUUCUGUGUUCAUUUUUUACGAAAAGUCUCAAAAAACAUUUUAAAAUUUGUAAAAAUAAAAUUCAUGACUUAGUUUAAACUUUCUACA